Messenger RNA from Cryptotermes secundus, 2481 nucleotides. RefSeq names its product transducin beta-like protein 3. The record is from RefSeq and is a predicted model, not a curated record. Lineage: Eukaryota; Metazoa; Arthropoda; Insecta; Blattodea; Kalotermitidae. Gene Ontology annotation, biological process: endonucleolytic cleavage in 5'-ETS of tricistronic rRNA transcript (SSU-rRNA, 5.8S rRNA, LSU-rRNA); endonucleolytic cleavage to generate mature 5'-end of SSU-rRNA from (SSU-rRNA, 5.8S rRNA, LSU-rRNA). Gene Ontology annotation, molecular function: protein binding; U3 snoRNA binding. Gene Ontology annotation, cellular component: small-subunit processome; 90S preribosome; nucleolus.
AAAAUGGGAAGUCGUAAAUUAAAAGAAGCGUUCGAAGUUGAUUCAAAAUAUGGUGCUUUUUACACUGGUGGACAAGUUCAGUGGACAAGCGAUGGACAAAAACUCCUCUGUCAGUGUGGAGGAGUAGUUAAAGUGCUGGAUAUUGAGCAAGGUCGUGUCACUACUUCAGUUGGUGUGAAUGAAGAAGACAGUGAGGACACAAUUAACACCUUCUCAUUGAGUCCUGACAAUGAAAAAAUUAUCUCAAAUCACAGGAGUGGACUUCUCAAGCUCUGGAACUGGAGAGAUGGGAGCCUGGUAAAGCAGUGGAAGAGUAUUCACAAAGGUCCAGUGUCACAACUUGCUUUCAGCAAGGAUGGAGUGCUACUGGCUAGCGGUGGAACAGAUUCCAGUAUUCGAAUCUGGGACCUUCAGCAUCAGGCUUGCACUCACAAUUUGCGAGGAGCUCAGGGGGUCAUCAGUGUGGUGCAGUUCUACAGCAAUAUGGUGUUUGCUGCUGGUGAUGAUGCUGUUAUACGAGCUUGGAACUACAGCACUGGGCGGCAGCAGUUGGCAUUGUCUGGUCACUUCAGUAAGGUUACAGCCCUUGUAUUCCACGAAGAUACAAACCAACUGCUGAGUUGUGGUCGUGAUAGAGUCAUCAUACUGUGGGAUCUCCCAUCUGGAACUACAGUGCGUACGCUGCCUGUGUUUGAAGGUCUGGAGGGCUUAGUUCUACUCCCUCCGAAGUUCAGGCUUCCUGGUUUCAAGAAGAAAGUAAAGGGGGGCAUUCAUGUAGCUGCAGCAGGCGAAAGAGGAGUGGUGCGAAUAUGGGAGGUUACAGAGGGACUUGAAGUGUUUACACAGAGCAACUCACUUGUAUCAAAGGCAACUGAGGAAGGUGGUCUGGCCAUUGUUCAGCUGCUGUUUAAUGUGGAGAGGUGUUCACUGGCCAUUAUUUCUGCUGAUCAUAAUAUCAUCAUCCAUCAGCUGGCAACAUUUGUGUGUGAGAAGCAGUUAGUGGGCUUCAGUGAUGAAGUUCUUGAUCUAGCGCUGCUGGGCACAGGAGGCUGUUACCUUGCAGUUGCUACUAACAGUACGGAUAUAAAGCUGUAUAACAUGAAGGAUAUGGGCUGCCAACUGCUGCGAGGUCACACUGAUCUAGUGCUCACUCUUGCAGCCGCUCCCAGCAACCCUUCAUUGCUGCUGUCUGGUGCAAAGGACAAUUCAGUGCGUCUGUGGCUUAUGGAUCCAGAGAGUCAUGCUGCCAAAUGUGUUGGUGUUGGAUCAAGACAUACUCUCUCUGUGGGUUCUGUUGCCCUCAGUCAGCUGUCUGCAUCUUUCUUCCUUUCAGUAAGCCAGGAUUUGUGUCUGAAGCUUUGGAAAAUACCCAAGAAAUUGAAUUCAGAUGAAGUGCAGAUUUUGAAUGUGGAUGUCACAGAAAUUGCUCAUGACAAGGACAUCAAUAGUGUUAGUGUCUCUCCAAAUGACAAACUGAUUGCUACAGGUUCACAGGAUAAAACUGCCAAGCUGUGGUCUGUAGAGGGACUGACACUUCUGGGUGUGCUGCGGGGACAUAGGCGUGGUGUGUGGUGUGUGCGAUUCUCACCAGUGGAUCAGGUAGUGCUGUCUUCAUCAGCUGACUGCACCAUCAAGUUGUGGGCAGUAUCAGACCUCACUUGUGUAAAGACAUUUGAAGGCCAUGACUCCUCUGUUCUCCGAGCCGAGUUCAUCAGCCAAGGUAUGCAGCUGAUAACAGCUGGAGCUGACGGCCUUCUCAAAUUGUGGAAUAUCAAGACAAGCGAGUGCAUGACAACACUUGAUGACCAUGAUGGUAGAAUUUGGGCUCUUGCAGUGAGCAGGGAUGAAUCAUUGCUGAUCAGUGGAGGCUCUGAUUCCAAUUUGGUGUUGUGGCGAGAUGUGACAGAGAAACGGCGAGAGGAAGCUGAAGAGGCUAGACAGAAAUUAAUACUUGAGGAACAAGAAUUGGCAAACUUGGUGAAGUCAGAUCAACUGUUGUCAGCACUGAAGCUGGCUCUCACACUUGAUCGACCUCUGCAGGUUCUUCGUAUAAUCCAAGAGGUGCUGAAGCAAGGCCAGGAAGGUUUGCAGGACACUGUAAGGCAGCUAGAGUCUGACCAAAAGGCGGCACUGCUCAAGAAUGCCACAGUGUGGAACUGCAAUAGCAAGAAUUGUCAUCCUGCUCAGCUAGUGAUCUCUAUCUUGCUGGAUGACUUAUCAAGUGGGGAUCUCAAGAUACAAGCAUUUUCUAACAUGCUAGAGGGAACUCUGCCCUACACAGAACGCCACUUCAAGAGACUGACACAACUGUUGCAAGACUUACAUCUCCUGCAGUUUACAGCAGCUUGCAUGCAACCUCAGCUCCAAGGAGGAGGUAGUGUGUUAAAAUAGUGAGUGGGCAUUGUCCAAACUGAAUGAUGCACUUGCGAAGGCACUGCCCAUGGAAGAUAUGUGAACAAGGGGUAAUGCGGGCAGCGAACA